AUGAGUGAUGAUAAUGUAGUCGCUGAGAACUGGGAAGAUGGAGAUCCUGUGAAAGGACUUGAACAACGCGUCGAACAAAUCCGGAUUUUGAAGCGGAGGCAGGAAGAUAAGGAAAAACUAAUCGAAAAAAUCAAAGAAGAAGAAUCGCUGAAAUCUGAAGAAGAGACUACGAAGAGCGUGACGAAGCUUGAAGGAGAUGCUGCAGGUCCUUCUCAAGAAGAGCCGAAACGGAUUCUGAUGCGACGUCCAAAAACCGAUCGACCAAAUGCGGAUAGCUCGAAAUCUCAAGAGCCUCAUUUGAAAUUAACCAACAACCAUCGCAAUUCAAACAACUAUCGAGGUCGAAAGAAGGCGAAGGAUGUUGUAGCAGGACCACCAAAGACGUUGGAAGAAAGACAAGCGGAUUAUCAAGCAGCUCGCGAUAGAAUUCUGGGUCCGGAAUAUAAGCCGGAGACGAAUGUCACGGAAAUUCAAGUGGUGGAGAGAUCAAAGUCACCGGAGGCUAUUGUAAUAUCACGAAGUCAAAUGCCACAAUCUCAUCACAUUCCGUCACACGGACCAGUUCCACUACCGCCGCAUUUGCAAUAUCGAGUGAUGCAAAGAUGUCAUCCAGCAAGAUUCGCGUGUCCGCCGAACUUCAUGAAUCCAGAGCAUCCACCAGCACCACCACAACUAUCGCCAAUGCAGCCGCCAAUGGGCGUCUAUCGGCAAUAUCCGAAUACCCAACUGGACCCGAUGCAUUAUGUGCAAAUUGGAGGAACGCCGUCGAGUCAGAAUGGGCAUCCAAUGUACCCGAAUGAUGCAAAAUAUUUCUCAAUGCCGAACAUGAAUUAUCCACCGAAUCAGCAAAUGUUCAUGAAUCCCCCGCCACCAAUACUUUGUCAGCAGCAAAAUCAACAAGGACCAAUGAUGAAUUUUGGUCCAAUGGGAGGAAAUAUGAAAAAUGGUCCACGGAAUAAUAAGCCAAUCAAUAAUAUGAAUUGUCCACCACCGCCGCAACAAUCGCAAGUGGCGAUUCAUCCGCCGGAUUAUAGUAUUCCACCGCCGACGACCAAUCCGAUUCCUUUCGGAUGUCCUCCAAUGUCGGUGAAUCAGUAUAAUGGUGGAAUUCAUCAAAAUCCUCCACCGCCACAGCAGCAUCAGCAACAAACUCAGCAACGUCAGCAGCAGAAUCAAUUCAAUUCUCCGUCAUUUAUGGGGCCGAUAACCAUGUGGAAUCCUGAGCAAGGAAUUCCUAGUCAUAAGGAAAAGAGUGGUAAUUGUUAA
This is a messenger RNA of Caenorhabditis bovis, 1266 nucleotides long. The record is from the annotation of a GenBank genome assembly. Lineage: Eukaryota; Metazoa; Nematoda; Chromadorea; Rhabditida; Rhabditidae.